AGACAUUAUUGCCACAAAACUUGCAUUACGUAGAACACGAAAGGAAACACUUUCUCGCUGUCAUCUCUCUCUAGCCAUGGAUCUCUUCAUGGUACUUUGCUUUCUACCUCUAUUAUUUGCUUUCUCCUGCAUCUGCAAGAUGGUUCUUCAAUGGAGAGACCAAGGUUGUUACAUGUUGGCUUAUGAGUGCUUCAGGGCCCCUGAGGACAGGAAGCUCGACACUGAGUCCUGCGCAAAAAUCGUCCUCCGAAACAAGAAUCUGGGUUUGGAAGAAUACCGGUUUCUCUUGAAAACCAUUGUCAGUUCAGGGCUCGGUGAAGAAACUUAUGGCCCACCGAAUGUCGUGGCGGGCAGAGAAGAAUGUCCAACAAUGGCAGAUGCCGAUUUUGAGACGAAUGAAAUCAUCUUUGACACACUUGACAAGCUUUUUGCGAGUACAGGAGUUUCUCCAUCAGAAGUCGACAUACUUGUCGUGAACGUGUCCUUGUUCUCUCCCUCGCCCUCCCUAGCUGCGCGGAUAAUAAAUCGUUAUAAGAUGAGGGAGAACAUCAAGGCUUUCAACCUCGCUGGAAUGGGCUGCAGUGCAAGCCUUAUAGCAAUCGAUAUUGUCCAGCGCUUGUUCAAGACAUAUAAAGAAGCAUUUGCUAUCGUUGUCAGUACGGAAUCCAUGGGUCCGCACUGGUAUCGUGGCAAAGAAAAAUCCAUGCUCCUCUCCAACUGUCUAUUCCGUGCCGGAGGCUGUUCAAUGCUCUUCACAAACAACAGAGCUUUGAAGCAUCGAGCCAUCUUGAGAUUAAAAUACCUAUUUCGAACGCAUCUUGGCUCAAGCGAUGAAGCAUAUGAAUGCUGCACACAAGUAGAAGAUGAGCGUGGCUACCUUGGCUUUCGCCUCACAAAAAGCCUCACAAAAGCUGCUGCCCAAGCUUUUACAAUUAACCUCCGAGUGCUAGUACCUAAAGUACUGCCACUAAAGGAACUACUCCGCUACCUCAUAGUAGCAAUCCAGCAGACCAAAACCAGCAGCCAGGAACUUGAAGCAGUGGGAUUGCAUCUGAAUUUUAAAGCUGGAGUGGACCACUUCUGUAUCCAUCCUGGUGGAAGGGCCGUAAUUGAUGGGGUUGGCAAGGGUUUACGGCUGAACGAAUAUGACCUCGAGCCAGCUAGAAUGGCGCUUCAUCGAUUUGGUAACACCUCUGCCGGUGGCCUUUGGUAUGUUUUGGGUUACAUGGAGGCUAAGAAGAGGCUUAAAAAGGGAGACAGAAUUCUGAUGAUCAGCUUCGGAGCGGGAUUUAAGUGCAACAACUGUUUGUGGGAGGUGAUGAGGGACUUGGACGGUGGAAAUGUUUGGAAAGACUGCAUAGAGAGUUAUCCACCUAAAACCGGCAUACUCAACCCUUUCGUCGAGAAGUAUAGUUGGAUUAAUGACGAACAUCUGAGCUUUGUCAGAGUACUUGAUUUGUAAGUUUCAGCUGGUGAUCUAUGCAGCUUGCAUGCUCAAUCGUUCGAGUCUUCCCCGCUAUAACAAUAAUAUUGCAUGGAGUUAAUAUGCUUCUAGAAGGACACGUCCUCAUGGAUGGCCGGCCUGUACGUGAUAUAUAGAACUAGUGUAAAAGAAAUCGACGUAUCAUGAUAAAAAUUCAAGAUACGAAGCCCAUCUCCUUAUGAAAGUAAAUUAGUUACUGUGAAUUCAGCAUGCAUGUACCGGUCUGUUUCCUUUCAGUCGAAUUAUCAAUGUACUGUAUUCAUAUACUAAAAUGAUUAAUUUCGCGUCA
Messenger RNA from Carya illinoinensis, 1772 nucleotides. Its product is annotated as 3-ketoacyl-CoA synthase 19-like. Gene Ontology annotation, cellular component: membrane. Gene Ontology annotation, biological process: fatty acid biosynthetic process. Bases 77 to 1462 code for a protein of 461 amino acids. The transcript has a single exon. The record is from RefSeq and is a predicted model, not a curated record. Lineage: Eukaryota; Viridiplantae; Streptophyta; Magnoliopsida; Fagales; Juglandaceae. Gene Ontology annotation, molecular function: acyltransferase activity, transferring groups other than amino-acyl groups.